AUGCUUGCACCGGAAAGCUUCUCUGCGUACCUAACCGACGAUUUGAAGUGGACGGCCGUGCUUGGGCGCGAUACUUGUGCAGAGACGGCUUUCGUGUACUGCGUCAAGUCGACAAAGAUCUUCUGCCGCCCAACAUGCCCCUCCCGCCGCCCCCGACGUGAAAACGUCGAGUUUGCCACCGACAGCAUCCAGGCGCAGGUGAUGGGCUACCGCUCCUGCCAACGCUGUCUACCCGAAGGUUUAGCGAGCCCCCACGAAGCUCGACAGGGCAUUGCCGUCGCACACGCCCAAGUCAUUAUCCGGGAAGCCGUCCAGGCCGGCAGACCUGUGCCGAGCCUCGUGGAGCUUGCAGAGAUGGUCGGCAUGAGCAAGUUCUAUUUUCUGCGCGUGUUCAAGAGCAGCGUGGGAUUGACGCCUGUCCGUUUCGCUCGUAACCUGAGAGGCACUGUGCGAACAGUAAGAAGCUGA
Molecule: messenger RNA, 468 nt
Organism: Cutaneotrichosporon cavernicola
Lineage: Eukaryota; Fungi; Basidiomycota; Tremellomycetes; Trichosporonales; Trichosporonaceae
Exons: 2
Coding region: 1-468 (155 amino acids)
Biological process (GO): DNA repair; regulation of DNA-templated transcription
Molecular function (GO): methyltransferase activity; sequence-specific DNA binding; DNA-binding transcription factor activity
Source: RefSeq, a predicted model, not a curated record